GUAACGAUAGUUCAUUUCAAUCGCUUGUUAAUUAAUUCAAUAAUAAAACCAAAAAAAUAUUGUUAAAGAAAAUGUUUUUAAAUUUUAAAUUUUUUUAUAUAUUUUUAUUAAUAUUUACAAUUGGAAAAUCAUUUCCAUUGAAAAAUCAAAAUGAUUUUAUAACGGAAACUACAGCAACAAAUUUGGGUUUAACGCCACCGGAAAUUAUAAAAUUUAUGAAAAGAUUUGGUUAUUUGGAUUCACAACCAUCUUUAGAUUUACCAGAUGUUGAUGCUAUCUAUAAAGAGGAUGCUAUUUCAGAUGCCAUUAAAAAUAUACAAAAAUUUGGAAAUAUUAAUCAAACCGGGAUACUAGAUAACGAAACAUUAAAGUUGAUGACUUCACCACGUUGUGGUGUGCCAGAUAUGUACAAGAGUUCAAAUAAUAACACUCAUUCAGUACGAUAUAAAAGAUAUGUUGUUGGUUCCCAAAGAUGGCAAAAACGAAAUAUUAAAUAUUUUAUUGCAAAUUGGUCACCAAAAAUAGGACAAAAUCAAGUUAUAAGGGAUAUGAAAAGAGUAUUUGACAUAUGGGCAAGUUACAGUAAUUUAAAAUUUAAAAUGGUUAAUGAUAAUUCUGCUGAUAUAAUAAUUGCAUUCGGAUCUCGCUAUCAUGGUGAUAAUUAUCCAUUUGAUGGUCCUGGAAAUAUUUUAGCACAUGCCUUUUAUCCAUAUGAAAUGCAAAGUUAUGGUGGAGAUAUUCAUUUCGAUAAUGAUGAAAAUUGGAAAGAAAAUUCAACGAAUUUAUCUGAAGGUGUUGAUUUCUUUUCAGUUGCUUUACAUGAACUCGGGCAUAGUUUAGGAUUAGCACAUUCACAUGUUUAUUCAUCUAUUAUGUUUCCAUAUUAUAAAGGACCAACACAAGCUACAUUAGAUUAUGAUGAUAUUUUAGCAAUGUAUAAUUUAUAUGUUACUGCAACUUUUAUUGAUGAUAACUGGACAACGGAUACUUCAUCAUUUGAAAUAACAACUCCGAAAAUGAUGACAACAACUGAAAUUCCAACUAGAAUGACAUCAACAUUUCAACCAACUUAUGAAGGGGAUUACGAAACUGUAGAGGAUUAUAAGAACCGUGACGAAAAUAUUUUUACAUCAACUAUUUCACCUACAUUAAUGCAAAAUAUUUCAACUAUUGUACCAAAAAUUCUACCAAAUAUUUGUGAUGGUCAUUUUGAUGCGGUAGGUGUAUUUCGUGGAAAUCCAUAUAUUUUUAAGGGAUCUUAUGUUUGGAGAUUAACCGACAAUUAUAAAAUUGUUCAAGGAUAUCCACUCGAAAUUCAUCAAAUGUUCCCAUUUUUACCUCAGUCUAUUGAUAAAAUUGAUGCAGCUUAUGAAAGGAAUUACGAUAGUGCAAUUAUUUUAUUCACUGGUAACCAAUAUUGGGUUUACAAUGGAUAUCAAUUACAAGAAAAUAGUCCAAGACCUUUGAGCGAUUAUGGAAUUCCUCAAAAUAUUUCUAGUAUUAAUGCUGCAAUGUAUUGGCCUAAAAAUUACAAGACAUAUUUAUUUGGUUCAACAGAAUUUUGGAGAUACGAUGAUAAUUCAAAAAGUCUUGAUGAUGGAUAUCCUAAAAGUAUGAGCAGAUGGAUUGGUAUUCCUGAAAAUAUCGAUGCUGCUGCUACAAUACCAAAUGGAAAAACAUAUUUUUUUAAAGGAAAUAUUUAUUGGUUGUAUAAUAAUGUAUGGAUAAGACCUGAACCUGGUUAUCCGAGACGUGCUUCAAAUGCUUGGCUUGGUUGUCCAUUACCACAAAAGAGACCAUACAGAAAAAAUAAUAAUUAUUCAUACUGAGAAAAUAAUAAGAAAGUGUAGAGUAAAAUUAAAAAUUUUAAAAAAUUACUUGAAAAUAAUUUGUUUUUAAAUUUUGUAAUUAAGUACAUGUAUGUAUGUAUGUAAAUAUAAUACAAAAUAUAU
Messenger RNA from Condylostylus longicornis, 1952 nucleotides. Its product is annotated as matrix metalloproteinase-2-like. The record is from RefSeq and is a predicted model, not a curated record. Gene Ontology annotation, cellular component: extracellular matrix. The coding region runs from base 72 to 1829 and encodes 585 amino acids. Lineage: Eukaryota; Metazoa; Arthropoda; Insecta; Diptera; Dolichopodidae. The transcript has 8 exons. Gene Ontology annotation, biological process: collagen catabolic process; extracellular matrix organization; proteolysis. Gene Ontology annotation, molecular function: zinc ion binding; metalloendopeptidase activity.